AAAAAAAAGAUUUGGUCAAAAGUAGAUAUUUGGCCGUUUUGAUGCAAUCUACGUGCACAGCACAAUUUCCCUUCUCUCUGGCUACUCACGUCCUAAUUCAUUUAGAGAUUAUGAUCUCACAUCAAUUUAUUCAAAACUAUAGGUCAAUUUGAUUGCCAAAUGUUACAUUUUAUUACCAAAAAAAAUAAAGAUUAGCAAAUAAAAUUGUCUUAGAACUUUGUUGAUCGAUUUGGGUUUAUUCUUUGGUAAUCAUAUUGCAAACACUGCUAUUAAUGUGGUUUCCACAAAAACCUAACCAGGAAUUCAACCAGCGUUGUUGUGUCGCGCCAUUAACGUCGUUUAAGCCUGUGGAAAAGGCUGAUAUUUCUGAGAUGAGCUAUCCAUCAUCAGAAGAUGAUUCAUAUGAAUCAAAAAGGAUAAGUCCAGAAUGGGGAUCCAAAACCAGCAUGGAUUCGGGCCAUAGUUCACCUGGUGAACCAAUGCCUAAAACCACAAUUCCUGCUCAGAACAAACCACCUGACCACAGAAAACAACAGCAGCUUGAACCAAUAUGGAAGUCCGGGUCAAAUAGCCCGAUGGGUAGUAACCAACAACGCCCAUAUCCCUCCCCUAGGCAGGUCUCCAAUCAUGAUAUUACAACUCACAAACGGGGAGAAGGGAUGAACAUCAACAACAACAAUAAUAACCAUAAUAACAGUAAUAACAACCACCACCACCAUUAUUACCAGCAAAACAGAAGUGACAGCAUAGAGAGUACAAGUUCAGCACCCUUUAAGCCUCAUACAGGAGGAGAUGUGAGAUGGGAGGCUAUAAACGCGGCGAAUGCAAAAGAGUCUCCUUUAGGACUUAGCCAUUUUAGACUUCUUAAGAGGCUUGGUUAUGGAGAUAUUGGUAGUGUUUAUCUUGUUGAUUUAAGAGGGACUUUUACUCAUUUUGCUAUGAAAGUUAUGGAUAAGGCUUCACUUGCUAGUAGGAACAAGUUGCUUAGGGCUCAAACUGAGAGGGAGAUUCUUGGUUUGCUUGAUCAUCCUUUCUUGCCAACUUUGUACACACAUUUUGAGACUGAUAAGUUUUACUGCUUGGUUAUGGAGUUUUGCAGUGGUGGUAAUCUUCAUACCCUUAGACAGAAGCAGCCUAACAAGUUUUUCACUGAGGAAGCUGCCAGGUUUUAUGCAUCAGAAAUACUAUUAGCACUGGAAUACCUACACAUGCUUGGGAUAGUAUACAGAGACCUAAAACCAGAGAAUGUGCUAGUAAGAGAAGAAGGUCACAUAAUGCUCUCAGACUUUGACCUUUCCCUUCGAUGUUCAGUCAACCCAACCUUAGUCAAAUCCUCCUCAGCCACUACCCCAAAUGGUACUUCUACUGGUAGUGCUGGUAUCCUAGACGAGGAAUUAGCAGUUCAGGGAUGCAUGCAACCCUCAAGCUUCUUCCCCCGCAUACUCCCCAGUAAAAAGAACAGAAAAUCAAAAUCAGACUUCGGAUUAUUUGUAAACGGGUCCCUCCCUGAACUAAUGGCAGAGCCAACAAAUGUCCGAUCAAUGUCAUUUGUUGGCACACACGAGUACCUCGCCCCUGAAAUCAUCCGCGGAGAAGGUCAUGGUAGUGCUGUGGACUGGUGGACUUUUGGCAUUUUCCUGUAUGAGCUUUUACAUGGUACAACCCCUUUCAAAGGGCAAGGAAACCGGGCCACCCUCUUCAACGUUGUAGGGCAGCCCUUAAGGUUUCCGGAUAACCCGAAUGUGAGUAUGGUGGCCCGGGACCUUAUUCGGGGACUUUUGAUUAAGGAGCCUAUGAAGAGGAUUGCUUAUAAAAGAGGUGCUACUGAGAUUAAGCAACACCCUUUUUUUGAAGGAGUGAAUUGGGCUCUUGUUAGAUGUGCUGCACCUCCUCAUAUACCUGAACCUGUUGAUUUUUCGAGGUUUGCUAAUAAGGAAACUACUCCCCCUUGUAUGGAGAAGGAGAAAGAAAAGGAGAAGAAGGUUACUGAGACUUCUACUGGAAGUGAUAGUAAUCAGAGUACUUCUAAUGAUUCUACCUACAUUGAUUUUGAGUACUUUUGAUUAACUAUAUAUACUCUUUAAUGAUGAGAUAUAGCCAUCAUGAUUCAACUUUAUAGUUUAUACUCCCAGACUUUACUUUAGCAAAUGAGAUUAAUUUACAGUAACUUUUUGUUGUACAAAGAACAAUAUCAUAAGUUGUAUUAUUAUUUGAGGAACAAAUAUUCUUUUUUUUUGACAGUAACAGGAUA
This is a messenger RNA of Spinacia oleracea (spinach), 2251 nucleotides long. Its product is annotated as serine/threonine-protein kinase RHS3. Gene Ontology annotation, biological process: protein phosphorylation. Gene Ontology annotation, molecular function: protein kinase activity; ATP binding. The transcript has 3 exons. The coding region runs from base 273 to 2063 and encodes 596 amino acids. The record is from RefSeq and is a predicted model, not a curated record. NCBI's taxonomy places the organism in Eukaryota, Viridiplantae, Streptophyta, Magnoliopsida, Caryophyllales, Amaranthaceae.